This is a messenger RNA of Hibiscus syriacus, 891 nucleotides long. RefSeq lists its product as uncharacterized. Lineage: Eukaryota; Viridiplantae; Streptophyta; Magnoliopsida; Malvales; Malvaceae. The transcript is spliced from 2 exons. Gene Ontology annotation, molecular function: protein binding. The record is from RefSeq and is a predicted model, not a curated record. The coding region runs from base 95 to 700 and encodes 201 amino acids.
CACCACACAGCAGCAUCUUCAUCCUCCUCUUCCUCCGCAGCCGAAAGCUACAACACUGGAUCUCUUAUCUACCGUACCCAAUCCACCAAAAAGAAUGGUCGGAACUAACUCCACCGUCAAAUUCCUCUGCAGUUACGGCGGGAAAAUCGUCCCUCGCUACCCUGACGGGAAACUUCGUUAUCACGGCGGUGAAACCCGUGUACUCGCCGUUGAUCGGUCCAUUUCCUUCGCUGAGCUAUCGUUGAAGAUGGGAGAGAUGUGCGGGACACCAGUGAGUCUACGUUGCCAGUUGCCUACGGAGGAUUUAGACGCGCUGGUUUCGAUCACUUCUGAUGAGGAUAUCACGAAUCUCAUCGAGGAAUACGACCGUGUGGCGUCGCCGCCGUCUUCUUUAAAGAUCAGGGUCUUCCUUUCGCCGCUGAAAUCGGCCAGAAAAUCGAUUUCUUCGCCGCCGAAACCGGCCAGACAAUCGAUUUCUUCUACGCCAAAGCAGCCCACAAAAUCGAUUUCUUCGUCGCCUUCGUCAUCGACUUCGUCGUCGUCCAGUCCCAGAUAUUCCUGCAUACGUCAGAUCCCGGGGACUCCCGUAGCUUUCCCUCUUUGCUCUAAUAAAUGGGCGGGGAAGAUGAUUCCUUACUACGGUUACCAUGGUCAACCUAGUCAUAUUUACCUUGUUCACAGCGGGAAUUACAGGCAAUAGCAUAAGCUGGAAGGGGAUCAUAUGAUUUAUUAGCCAGUUAUGAUCCUUCGAACAAGUAAUGAUCAAUACUACCCAUAGAAGAAGUUAAACCAUAUAUGAUAUUUGUAUUUGAAAAUGUAUAUCCUUUAAGAAGAACUGGUUUUGAUUAAUGAGUAGCCAUUAAUGAAUUCUCAGCUCCUAUAUUCGUUUUC